Sitophilus oryzae (rice weevil) is the source of this 6576-nucleotide messenger RNA. RefSeq lists its product as uncharacterized. Lineage: Eukaryota; Metazoa; Arthropoda; Insecta; Coleoptera; Curculionidae. The transcript has 6 exons. Bases 664 to 2139 code for a protein of 491 amino acids. The record is from RefSeq and is a predicted model, not a curated record. Gene Ontology annotation, cellular component: MSL complex.
AACAGCUGGGAAGCAAGAAAAAGGUAGUGACAGGCAGAAGCGUGGUGGCAAUCUUAUAAUUUUUCGAUAUUUUGUUUAUCGAUAAUAAUUAAAUAUCCAUUUUCAGAUUUAGUACCAGAAAUCUACAGAAUUUUAUAAAGUUUUUGAACUUUAUUUUGUAAUACGUACGGGUAUUAAGUACGCGAGAAGUAAAUAACUGUAAAAAGGAACUAGUGAGUGUUAACUUGUGAAGUGUAUAAUAGGCAUAUCCCCAGAGACAUCCCUAAAAGGAAUAAACAAGCCGAAAGUGUGUUUCUGUUUUGUGAUUUAUAAACUUUAAUAUGUAUUUAUAAAGUAGCUCCUGUGAAGUCAGGGGCACCUGUAUCGAAUAGAAAGAUUUGUGAAUUCCUUGUUCAUAAUAUGUUAUGAACGGUUAUUAACAAAUGUCGAAUUGAAUUAUAAAUUAACUUCAUAAUUAUGACUCAACAAAGUUUAGGGGUGCGCUACGUUUUAAUUAGAUUGGGACUUUCAAAUUAUUUGUUAAAACAGUUGUGAAGUUGUGCAGGUUGUACAGUAUAAGUAUGCGUUUUAGAAAUAUGAUAUUUAUAAACCUAGACAGAAUGUCAAGUUUAAUCUUUUCUGUUAUGCUUACUUAUUCAAAAAAUACGAUAUUUUUGGAGAACUAUGCGUUUGCUCAGCAUAAACAAUGACCAAAACAUAGGUCGAGCGUUGCCGAAAAUGACCGACAAUUUUCAACAUGAAAGUAAUACAAAGUUACCCGAUUGUUUAGACUCGUAUUUGAAUCAUUCCCCUACAGAUAAUUCGACUUUCAAUAAUAUUGGAGCUCAAAGUAAUAUCCAUGUUUUAAAUGGCACAAACUGUUUUAAUUGCCCAGAAAAUGGUGAAGUAAGUUCUUCAGAUACAAACUGUCAAACAGCCGAAAGUGAGGUUAAGUCAUUAAAAGAAUGGUUGAUCUUGCACAAUGACCUAAUACAACAACAAAACGACGAAAUUCUUGAAAGGGAACAUCAAAUAUAUCUCUUACAAAAAGAGAAUGAGAUGCUCAAAGAUCGGCUUAAUUGCAUUGAGAAAGGUAUUCCUUAUGAUCCUGAUAGACAUUUCGAUACAGGAACUGAAAAUACAAUAAGGGAGUCUUUUCCAGAAGAUAUGACCCAAGAUUUAUGUGGACAAUAUGAUGAUGACACUAAAGAAAAUGUUGAACUAGUGAAUCCUCAACAAAGUGAUAAUGUGGUAACGUGUUCAUUAGAAGUGACAAAUUAUGAAUCGAAUCGUGUUAGUGAUGUUGAAUCUCAAGUGGAUACAACAAUAGAUGAGGACAAUUUUACUUUAGAAGAAAAUGAAUUCAAAAGUGAGGAUUAUAUUGCUAACGAACUAAGUAAUACUGCUGAGUGUAAUAAAGAUUAUUUGUCCGAAUAUAACUUUACGGUUAAUAAUUUUGGUGAAUCCGAUUCUAUGAAGAAUAUUAAGAUGAGUAUUCGAAGAAAAAGAGUUAGUAGUUCAUCUGUUUUAUCAAACACUGAGCCUGUGCUUAUGGGAGAGAAGAAGACUUUUAAACGUAUGAAGAAAAAAAGGAGGCGUUUAACAAAAGAUUCACAAAUAUUAACUUCCAAGGAACCAUAUAUUAUUUGUACCAAUGAGGAAGACCUAAAUUUAAGCAUUGAACCAGAAAUAGAAGAUCUGAUGAGUAGCCCAGCUCUUGAGGUACCUAGAUGGCGUGUUAAACAUUACACAAGUUGUUAUACUAUGGAAGGCACUGAGAAUUUAGAUGACGAAGUUUAUAAUAAAAGGCAUAUGCGAUUAGAGAUUGACGAACGCCGCAGAAAAAGGUGGGAUGUUCAGCGUAUUAGGGAACAGCGUGUUAUUGAGAAAUUAAAACAAAGACAGGAAAGGGUAGGAUCAGGCUCGAAAGGAGAAAACGAUAGUGAUUCUCCAACUAGUCUAUGGCCCAAUUUAGAGGAUAUUAAAUAUUUGGAAGUAAAUGACGAGUUACCAGUGUCAGCUUUUGGACAUCCUGUACCAAAAGUUAAUUACAACAAUUUUCAAUUACCUUGGCUACAAGAUCCAUCAGUCCUUUCAAGAAGGAAUAACGCAAAACGUUCAACAAUCGGAAGGCGGAAGCGUUCAAAAAUUAGAAGAUAGGAGACAUAUUUUUGAGGAGUUCUAGGUUUCAAAGUUUAAAGCUGUUUUAGAUGGAAUAGUCACCUAAUGCAGUUAGAUGUAAACUUUUAGUAGCCCUUCUAUGAUGAUUAGAUGAACUGUCUCACACACACAAAUGUCUAAAAAUAAAAACAUUUUUUGAUAUGAUUAAUAGUUGCGUUUGCUCUAUUAAAAAUUAAUUUUGAGAUAUAUUGUGAGGCCAUUUGAAAUAGAAUAUUAAAUAGUUUUAAAUUUCAAAAUACAAAAAUUGUAUCGAAUAAAUCUUAUCAUUAAAAAUUGCAACAGUUAUUUUUCUACAAGUUUUAUCAGUUAUAGCAGAAUUUUCUGUAAAAUACUUCUACAAAAGUACUUCGUUUCUACCUUUAGAAAAUAAUAUUUUUACCAUAUAGCUUAAAACCCCUGUGUGAUGUUAGACGUGAGCUUUUUUAUAAACUAAUGUGCAUAUCUCAAAAUGUUUGUAUUUUUAAUUUUACAGUGUACCAAAAAAGUUUAUCCAGAAUUUGGAACGCUCUGUAUAAUAAGCUGCUUUUUUAAUUUCUAUGACUCCAUCACCGAAAGAGACAUCUUAAUCACUAUGAACUUUUACAAUUUUUUAUUUCAUUUUUAUCGAGUAUCUUAAUUCGUUCAAAAGAGUGAAAAUGAUACUCCUCUGUACUAUAUUUUUAUAAUAUGCUUUUGAAUAAUGAUAUUACAUCAGAAGUAUUGUGUUAUAAAUUUACGUAUUAUUUUAAGUUCUAAGGUCUCAAUACUAUACUGGCAUGUUAACGACAAAUGCGUUAACUACAAUUGAGAUUCAAGUGUUUGAUUAAAAAAGACAAAGCUAUUUUACAUCGAGGAUAAAUUCGAUUCAUUGUAUAAAAAUGUCCUAUUUACAUAAUAUAUCUAUUAACAAACAAGAACUUAUUUUUUUAACGCGUCAGGUAAGGUUUUUUUUUGUUAACACGGCGGUAUAUUUUAUAUCAAUAUUAUUUUUAAGCUAGAUGUAAAUAUAUAUUAUAUUUUUUUUUCUUAUGCAAAUGUAUUUUAGAUAGAUGAUUCAUACAGCUGUGCCAAAAAGUUUGCAACACGUGGUAAUUUUUUGAACAUUGAGUUAUUGAAAAAAAAAUAUGCAGAUUUACUUGAGUAAAAAAAUACAAAAACAAAAAUAACAUGUUAUAAGUGAAGUUAGAUGAGAAUAUGUAAAAAGUGAGGUUAGAUAACAAAAUAUCCCAAAUUGUCUCGAAGAAAAGAAUUGUCCAAAAUUAGGGAUUUUUAAGAAAUAUAUAUUUUUCGAUAAAAAUAAAAGAAUGUAUAUUUCUCAGAUGAAAGACUAACGCAGUAAUUUGAUUUUACUGUUCUGUAAUAUUUAUACUAAAAAAUAUCAAAUUUCAGACCACCGAAUUUGUUGCAAUUGUCCACAGGAGACAAAAAUUCAAACUAACACAUUUAAAAUAACCUACACUUUGUAAAUGUUCCUAUAAUCUGUUCUAUAUAAAAAAAACGUUAGGUCAAAAUUUUUCUCUUAAGCUAUUUAGUACUACAGGCUUGGUAUUUUAAAAAUGGCUUUUUUGUCUUUUACAAUAAUUAUUUAGAGGACACUGAUGAAAAAUUAUUGUUUUAGGAAUUAUUCCUUUUGGAUUUACUUCGUUUUAUGCAAUUUUAGCUAAAAAUCUGAUUUUUUGAAAAAUAUCUAAAAAAUAUGUAUAUUUAUCAAAUUUGAAACAUAAGAUGUAAAAUUAAUUCCUAAAUAACUUCUUUUUGACUAUAUUCAGCUAUAUUUGAUGUUUUGUUAUUUGCCAAGACAGUUGUAUGACAUGUCAAAAUGUGUAUUUAUGGUAUUCGACGCGUUGAACUUCAUUUAUAUGUCCGGCUUUCUGCAAAAAGACUAGGCAUAUUAUAAAACUCCGGCAUUUUAAACAAAAGAAGGAAUUUUUACAAAAAGCCUAUUUAUUUUCAGCCGCUUUGCAAAAAGCCGAAUCAGAAUUAGGCAUAUCCUAAUCAAAAUUAGGCAUAUUAAACAAUGAAGAUAUUUUAUGUACACUUCUGCGAAAAGACUGCUUGUUUUUAGUCAUUUUACAUAAUGCCAAAUCGAGGCCGGACAAAUUAAAAAAUGUAAUCAAGUUUAGUCAGCUAUGAGCAUAAGCAUAUUGAAUAAUUUGUGCUUUAAUAAAAAAAUAUCACAUAUAUUACUACAGAACAACAAUAUUUUAUGUCAAUUAAAUAUAUUGUUAUACUCUAUAAUUCGACUAUGUGUCCAGAGCUGCUUCUUUGUGGAACUUUGCUGUGUUAGAAUAAAAUAAAUUUACUUUAUAAUAAUCAUCCUUAACCAUACUCGCAUUAACAAAAUCAUCACUAUUUUGUGCUAUUAUUUUCUAAUUUGGUAAGAGAAGUUCAAGAAAUAUCCCUGGAUAAAUUUAGGUUAGUUAUAUCAAUCCCGUGUAAAAUAUUUUGUGUAAUCUGACUAGUCUUCAUUAGGCAUUUUGAAGAAUGACUGAUAACAAGCGGUCUUUUUGCUGAAACAGGCAUCAAAUAUUAUCAUUGUGUAAUUUGAUUAAUUCUGUUUAGUCAUUUUGCAUAGGGACUGGAAACAGAUAGGUUUUUUUUGUAAAAUUUCCUUCUUUUGUUUAAAACGCCGACGAUCUAUAAUAUGCCUAGUCUUUUUGGAAAAUGCCCAAUUAUUCGAUACGCCUGUGACAUAUAUAAACUUUUUUUCAAUGUCCCAAUAAUAAAAAAAACAUAUAUUGCAAACUCUGUUGGACACCCUGUAUAAACUUCUCAGAAUUUAAACUUGGUACCUGACCAAAGGUCUAUAUUAACCAAAAUUAAAUAUUGUUAAGUGAUAAAAGUUUUUAUCCAGAAGGUGUACUUUUUAGGUAAAUAAUUAUUUUGUAUAUUCUGUGAAUUCUCUCUCUAUGAUAAAAAUGUUUCAUCACUUAAAAUUGAAAAGUUAUGUAUAAAAUAGCUUAAAUGUUUAUAUUAAUUAUGAUUUAGAGGUUAGUCCAGAUUUGUAAUUAACUGUAAGUAUAUAAAUCGCUCAUGUUUAUUUCAAGGUUUGUUUUGAAGACGCAAUUUGUUACAUGUCUUGAAAACAAUGUAUCUGGUUUAUGAUUUAUAUUUAGUUUUUUUAUUUGACAGUGCCAAUACAGGAAAUAUUUAUUUUUUAACGUAUCGGCUGCUGUAAUCUGGUAAACAAUAUUUGUAUGAAAUACUGGACAGAUUGACAGAAUGAAGUUUGUGGCUGUAAUUUAUUGUAUCUUAUUUACAACUAGCCUUUAGAAGUUUUUCUGACCAUUUAUAAUAAUUACAGGUUGAACCAAUCAAAUUGAUAUUUUUUAUAUGUAUGUUAUUAUUCUUCGGGUAUUAUUAUUUUAUAUUUAUUUUCAUUUAUUAAAGGUUUUUUUGAUUUUGAAAAAAUAUAUUGUCAGUAAAAUAUUGAUCAGUGUUUUUUAGAAUACUGGAAAAUAAGGAUUUCGUUUAAUGAUUAUUAAACAAGACAUUAAAAAUUGACCCUAUCAUAUAUUCUCUUGUAUACAGGGUGGUCCAAGUUGUAUUCGGGACACUCCGGCAGCAUAUUAUUUUCCUGCUAAAAAUAAAAAAGUUCAUAUAAAUGUAUGCCCCAAAAUGCUUCGUUUUGGAGAUUCAGGCUGUAGAAGUUUCAUUUUUAUGUCGUUUUUUUUUCCAAAAAAUUUCUCAACUAACGUUGAUAUUUGGAUGAAAAUUAGUUUGUGGGUGGUUGGCAUGAUAAAUUUGAUUUCGAUGUCAAUAUGACUCAUACUUGUAGGGGGCGCCACCUAUAUGUUUUUUAACUGAUUUGAAGAGCUAACUGACUUUCCGUCCGGAUCUGUAUCAAACUACUGAGUAAAAAAAUAUACAAUUCAACUUAAAUAUACAUAAUUAUUUGAAAAAAUCGAUAUAAAAAUGAAACUUCUACACUCUGUAUCUCCGAAAGGAAGUAUUUUAGGACAUAAAUUUAUACGAACUUUUUUACUUUUUUUAUCUGCAGAAUAUUCUACCGAAGUUUCAUAGUAGUUAAGUUCUUAUUGUAAUAACAUGAUAUAUGCCACAAAUCUAUAAUUCUGAAUUAUUAGACUUUUAAAUAUUAAUAAAUAUAAAUUUGAAGACGUUUUAGAGAGUUUAGUUUAACUGGCUAAGUAUUUAUCUAACAAAUUUGUUGGAAAAAAGGCAAGAAAAACACUAGUUUCUAGUUAAUAAAAGUGAUUUCUGGUUGAGUGGCUUAUCAUGUUAUUACAAGAAGGAGCUAUUAUAUCAGGAACAUUUGGUAAUUUUAUUUAUAAGUUAUUAUUGACUAAAAAAAUGGAAAAUAAAUUAAUGCACUGAUCUUUGGGAAAAUUAUGCAAAAAUAUGUUCUUAAAAAAGAAAACAGAAAUUACUGAAAAGAUCAAUUUAAUCGGUAAGAAUAUCCAUGAUAUGACAUGAAAA